CGCCCGGCGUGGGGCUGUCAGACAAUGGCGCUGCUGCCCCCUCGCUCGCCGCUGCUGCUGCCCCCGGCCCGGAGGGGGCGCGCUAAGGCCCGCGGCGGGGCCCAGCCCAGCGUCAGGUUAGAUAGAAGAUGCUGUUCCACUGUGGGGUUUCGGUGAUGGACAGAAAAGGAUCUCUUGUCGAAGUCAAAAAGAAAAGUGGAAGCCCGGGGUGGACGGAAGAGGAGGAACACCGCCAUGUAUUUUUGGCUAACGGCAUUGGUGAGGUUGCUGUUACCUGUGAAAGGAAGCUGAAGACCCACCUGCCAACAUGCUCUUCACACUGGGGGAAACGGCGCGUGUUAAGCUGUAGCCGCCUUCGACAAAUUCAAAGCAUUCUGACUCAAAGCAGCAAAUCCCAACCAGACGGAAUACUGUGCAUUUUGGGAAUUGAUAGCCGGUAUAAUGAAGGCUGCCGGGAACUGGCAAACUAUCUCCUUUUUGGCUUGUAUAACCAGAACAAUGAAUUUGAAAGGUCAGGCUUUCCUGAAGAAGUCCUUGAUGAUGUGAUCCUUCUAAUAAAACCAGACAGCGUCCAUCUUUAUUGCAACCCCAUCAACUACAGCUACCUUUUGCCCUAUGUCGCCUUUUGGAAGAACUUGCAUUUCCAUUGCCUGACUGAAAACGAGUACGAAGAUGAAGAAGCUGCUGAGGAAUUCAAAAUUUCAAGCUUUGUAGAGAUGGUCCGUGACUGCAGCCGGAUUGGUAUUCCCUUCAGCUCCCAAGGUCACCUGCAGAUCUUUGACAUGUUCAUCGUGGAAAAGUGGCCCAUCGUACAGGCCUUUGCCCUCGAAGGAAUAGGCGGGGACGGCUUCUUUACGAUGAAAUACGAGUUAAUGGAUGUCAGUCUGGAUCUGUGGAAAACUUACAGCAAAAUGGAUCCUGUUUCCCUGGAGAAUUUAAUUUAUGAGGAUCUGAUGACUUUUGAACAUCAAUGGAGCAACUUGUUUGCCAGUUUUGACAACGAAAUUCCUUCCAUCCUGGAGCUGUCGGAGUCCCAGGCUGGGGAGCCAUUCAGAAGCUACUUCAGCCACGGAAUGAUCUCAAGCCAUAUAACAGACAACAGCCCCAGCAGGCAGCCCUUCGUGCUGUUCGGUGCCCAUUCCUCCAAGGAGAACCUCAACUCCGGGAACUUCAACUUCCCCUCCGAGGGGCACCUGCUGCGCAACACGGGCCUCGGCGGGAGCACGGCGAAGCACAUGGUGGUGCAGUGCGUCUCCCCAAAGGGGCCUCUGGCUUGCUCGAGGACCUACUUCUUCGGAGCCACUCACACGCCGUACCUGGGCAAUGACAACGAGGUGGAAAAGAAGGCUGAACAAGCUAAGCUGCUGUCCCAGAUCUACCUGGCUGUCGUCGAGGCUGUCCUGGCUGGCAUAGAUGCCUAUUCGAAAGUACCCAGCACCACCAAGGCAAAGGAAGUAGCGGAGCAAACAUUCCUCAGCAUGCUCGACGUCUUUGAACUUGCGUACUUUAAGGCUCCGUUGCGCACGAGAAUAGAUUUUCGGAUUCAAGCUGUGAACAACCACGGAAGAAUUAUCCCUCUGGACAGUGAAGACAGCCUGUCUUUAGUGAAAACUGUGGCUCUGACUGUCCAUGACAUUCCAGACUUGCUUGGUGGACGGGGCUGCUUGGGGUCGGUUGUCUUCUCAGAAUCAUUCCUGACGUCGCAGAUCCUUGUGAAGGAAAAAGAUGGCAGCCUGAGCACAGAAACUAGCUGCAUCGUUCUCACAGCCGCUAUCCCAAGAUCGGUUUCUUGGCUGGUAGAGGAUAAUGAAGUGAAAUUGUCGGAGAAGGCCCAGCAAAUUUUGAAGGAAGAAGAAUCUUUUCUGGGUGUUCUCCUGACAGGAGGUGAUGGAGCCUACAUUUCUUCCAGCAACUCUCUGUGUAGGCCAGAGGAAGGAAAACUCUACUUCUUUUCCGAGGGCCUCCUCUUCAGCCACCCCCACUACGGAAGCAUCACCAUCUCCAAGUCCCACAUGACGUCCAUCCGGUUCUACGACGGAGACUCUACCAGUGUGGUCGCAGCCCUCCUUAUCGACUACAAAAGUUCCCUGCUUGCUCACCUGCCUGUCCAGUUUCAUACCCCAAGCAACUCUCUGAUGAUCGCACUGUUCCCCAAGUCAAAGCUGUAUAAAGCUUUCUACUCACAGGUUUUCUCUAUCUGGCAACAACAAGGGAAUUCAGGAAUAACUUUAAAGAUGACCCAAAUCGACAGCCUGCCUGCAGAGCAAGAGAAAUUGCAUUCCAGCAUGCAGAAACUGUUCAGUGUCUUGUCCUGUCCCGCCGGGGAAAGAUGGAACCAGCUAAGAAUAUCUACCAGCCUCCCAGAGCUGGAGAGAUUCCUGCAGCACUUCACGGUCAGCAGCGUGAGCAGCGAGGCGGUGCUGAGGGCCCACGUGCCUGUGCUGCUGCACCCGGCCACAUCCAGAGCCGUCCCUGGGAAUGAAGCGGAGCAUGAAAAGGUGGUGAUCACCAUCGUAACGGGCCUUCCAGGAUGCCGCUCCAGUGAUCUCUGCUCUUUCCUGGUCACCUUUAACAAGGAAUAUGGGAGGUGGCUUGUUUAUCGCCAGACCAUGGACAGCCCCGAAUGUUUCAGUGCGGCCCACUUCCAGAAGUACCUGGCCAGCGUUCUGGAAUCCCAGCGCAACCGCAGCGCCCGUCUCUCGGCUUUCAGCAGGAAGAAGAUGAGGCUGCUGGUGGUUCUGCAAGGGUACACAGAUGUGAUUGACGUUGUGCAGGCCCUUCAGACGCAUCCAGACGCUGAUGUGAAGGCCUCCUUUGUCAUCGGAGCAAUCACCACCUGCGUGGAGCCGCUUAGCUGCUAUAUGGAGCACAGGUUUCUUUUCCCCAAAUUCCUGGACCAGUGUUCACAAGGCCUGGUGAGCAACGUGGUCUUCACAAGCCACACCAUGGAGCAGAGAAACCCACUCCUCGUCCAGCUGCAGAACCUCAUCCGAGCAGCAAACCCAGCUGUUUCGUUCAUCUUGGCAGAAAACGGGGUUGUGACGAGGAAUGAAGACAUCGAGCUAAUUCUGUCUGAAAACAGCUUUUCCGACCCGCAGAUGCUGACAACCCGCUACUUAACAUAUCCUGGCUGGCAUGACGGCAAAUUCCGGGCAGGUUCCGUCUUUCCUCCAAUGGUUCAGAUUUGCGUGUGGUUUAACCGUCCUUUGGAGAAGACGCGCUUCGUGGCCAAAUGUAAAGCGUUAAAGUCCUCCAAUAAGCCAAGUCCUUUCUCGGGAAACAUAUACCACAUUCUGGGCAAAGUUAAGUUUUCAGAUUCUGACCGGAUGAUAGAAGUCUGCCACAACGCCAUUUCCAACUCACUGAGCCUGGUGCCGGUGCAGGAGGGGCCGACUCCUCCCCCCGAUCCCCGAAGCGACGGCCGAGACCACGGCGGCACUCAGGAGUGCUUCCUGGUCUUCGUCGGCUGCUCCCUCAAGGAGGACGACAUCAAGGACUGGCUGAGGCAGACAGCCAAGCAGAAGCCGCAGAGGAAAGCUCUGAAGACCCGGGGGAUGCUCACCUCUCAGGAGAUCAAGAACAUUCACGUGAAGCGCCACCUGGAGCCCCUUCCAGCUGGCUACUUCUACAACGGGACACAAUUUGUGAACUUCUUCGGAGACAAGAUGGAUUAUCACCCACUAAUGGACCAGUUCAUGAACGACUACCUGGAAGAAGCGAACCGUGAGAUUGAAAAGUACAACAGAGAGCUGGAGGAGCAAGAGUACCACGACCUCUUUGAACAGAAGACCUAAACGUGGCGUCCGUCCGCAACCUUAAGAAGGCACUUAAAUGUUCAGUUCUAAACCAAUUGUCAUGACCAAGACAUGGCUUUUGAUCCUUCCUGGUUAACAGGAAAAUGGGAAGUGAAAUAACUAACUUUCAAGGGGGGGGGGGGUUUAAUACAUAGGCUCAAAUCAAUUUUGCAUUUUUAAAAAAAAGUUUGGUAACUUUGCUGGCAACAUUUAUGUGCUGGUGCGUUUUCACAUCAAUGUUGAAUUCAGUGAUCUAGAAUCCAUUGGCUUACAUUAGAAAUACGGUGCAGGCUUUUCGUUUUUAAGCUGCAUUUCCCAGGUUGUGAAGCGGCUUCUGUGUAGAGUGGCUCUUGUGUCCCACAUCUGUCCUUCUUAGUAUUCCCAUUUGGAGUGGAGAAUAUUCAGGCUCCUUGUGCACCAGUGUGGCAGCAAGUUUGUGUUCCUAAAAUGAGAAAUGGAAAAAUGUACAGAAGUUCUCAAGAACUGUGCCUAGCCAACGUGGCGAUUUGGGAGGUGGUGUUCCUAAAGCGAGAAACGGGGGAACACCUGCGCUCUUGAGAGCUCCGCUUGCCCAGCACGCCGGUUUGGGUGGUGUUCCUAAAGCGAGAAACGGGGGAACACCUGCGCUCUCGAGAGCUUCGCUUGGCCAACACGCUGGUUUGGGUGGUGUUCCUAAAGUGAGAAAUGGGGGAACACCUGCGCUCUUGAGAGCUCCGCUUGCCCAGCACGCUGGUUUGGGUGGUGUUCCUAAAGCGAGAAACGGGGGAACACGUGCACUCUUGAGAGCUUCGCUUGGCCAGCAUGCUGGUUUGGGUGGUGUUCCUAAAGCGAGAAACGGGGGAACACGUGCGCUCUCGAGAGCUCCGCUUGGCCAGCACGCUGGUUUGGGUGGUGUUCCUAAAGCGAGAAAUGGGGGAACACCUGCGCUCUCGAGAGCUCCACUUGCCCAGCACGCUGGUUUGGGUGGUGUUCCUAAAGCGAGAAACGGGGGAACACGUGCGCUCUUGAGAGCUCCGCUUGCCCAGCACGCUGGUUUGGGUGGUGGUCCUAAAGCGAGAAACGGGGGAACAUGUGCGCUCUUGAGAGCUUCGCUUGGCCAGCAUGCUGGUUUGGGUGGUGUUCCUAAAGCGAGAAACGGGGGAACACGUGUGCUCUUGAGAGCUCCGCUUGGCCAGCACGCCGGUUUGGGUGGUGUUCCUAAAGCGAGAAACGGGGGAACACGUGCGCUCUCGAGAGCUCCGCUUGGCCAACAUGCCGGUUUGGGUGGUGUUCCUAAAGCGAGAAACGGGGGAACACGUGCGCUCUUGAGAGCUCCGCUUGCCCAGCACGCUGGUUUGGGAGGUGUUCCUAAAGCGAGAAACGGGGGAACACGUGCGCUCUUGAGAGCUGCUCCUAACCGAUGUGGUGGUCAAGGUGUCUCCAAAGAGACAAGUGGUGGUACUUUUGCAAUGACUGUACUCUUAUUCUUUGAGCACUCCAUUCCGAAGCAGUGCCAGCUGUGUAGAAGGACCACUGUGCUGACUUUGGAACAUUCUUAGUAAGCUUUAACAGCAACCUGUCUGCACAUUUCAACCUGAGGAGAGGUUGGUGGAGAGAUCUCUGGUUUCUCCUGGAAGAAACCUCACUUCCCACCACUUGACCUUGGCUGGGACUUGGUUACCUUGCGUGGUCCAUCGAGCAGUGUAGCUCGAUCGACCUGAAGCGGAGCGUGUGGCCUCCAGCUGUUAGAAAAGGCAGUUUCUUUUUCAAGCGCAGUGUGUCUUACCUGGAGAACUUGCAGACAUCAUGAAAACCCUGGGGGUUUGUUUCCGGGGGUCCCCGUCACCUCAGCCUUGUGCUGGAGACAUGUGCCCCGGCGACUAAUCUUAAGGAGCAUUUCCUUGUGCUUGUGAAGCACCUGAGAUUCUGAUGUCACUGUUACCUGUGUCCUUACACCGUAUGAAAAUAGCCUCUUUGUAACAAGGUCAAAAGUAAUGAAGCUUUUGGAAAUUUGGGCAAGGGUCGCUUCAUGAGCAAUCUGUCCCUAUACUUGAGUGUUAAGAAUUUGCGGGGGAGUGGCAGGCCAGCCCUCCAAGACGCUCGUCUCCCCAGCGCUCGGUAAUCUAGAACUGAGUCGAGGGCCAUUCGGUGAGGCCUGCGUGUAUUUCCAGGAAAUACUGUGCCUCCCUGGAGUCCUUGAUGCACGAGGACACCACUUUGCGAGGGUUGGGAGCCGCUAGGAGCUGGAAAGAGGGUGCGGACACAAAGAAAAUGUCACCCAGGACUGCCGUGGGGAGCCAGCAGGUCAAGGUGACUUCUUUUCAAGAUUGUGUCGCAGUUCCGUGUGCCAUUUUGUUUGCGUGCAGGGAUUUGGGGGGCCGCUCUGAAUAUCGGGGUGGAGGGGAUUCACACCGUGCGGUGUUUGCCCGCGUCGGCCCACAGGUGCCUGCCGCCGUUGGCAGAGCCUGGGGUUGGCUGCCCGCCAUCUGGUCGCCCAAGCCGGCCACACGCCGUUGCACCCGUGACCGCCGUGAUGUGGGGCACAGACCGCAUGGGAGCAGUCGCUCGAGUGGCAUCUGGGUUAGAAGCUGCGGGACGGAAUUUCCACCCAGCACCUGUGCCUCUGGUCCUCCCUGCGACCGGCAGCCUCGCCCUCCCUCAGGCGCGUUUGAAACUCAAGUAGAAGGACGGUAUUGUCCGGAAAGCCGAUUUGCCCGAGCUGAAAUUACAGGAAUUUGGCUAGACCCCUAAAGCUGAGCCUGUGCCUUCAUAAGUGCUUUAUUGCAGAGAGAAAUCCUUCCCGUUUUUUCUGGGCUGACCUUUUGAAUCGGGCAUACAAGAAGGAAGGCGUGUUGGUGGCCUGAUGCGUCUCCCCCCGAGGACACUGGACUGCGGUUGCUGACGUUCCAGGUGACCCUUGCCCGAGGCCCUGGCCCAGACCCGGGGGGCACUGCGUACGCGCUGAAUGUUCGAGGUGGUCUCAUUACCCCUGUAAAGUUUUUUCUUUAGGGUUAAGUAACUGUUGCACUCCAUGGGACAUUUAACUAGCGAUGAUGUGAUUUCGUUAGAGCUCCAAGCCAGCUGUUUGUGACUAAGCGUAGGCAAGCUUUCUGUGGAUAGAGGCACCCUUAUUACAGGUAACUGCGCAUCCUUGUAAGGAUGGUGAACUUAUCUAUGCAUGGUUGUACCUUAGUUACUCUUAAAAUUUACUGAUAGUGCCUGGUAGGAUAAAUGUAACUAGCAAUUAAUUUUAAAGGAGCGGUUGGUGUGUUAAAGCUGAGUGGCCCUUGGCUGCAGGGUGUGCGUCAAAGCACAGGCGUUGUCGAUGUGGCUUCUGCAACAAGCUGGGGACCUCUCUGCGGACGGCAGCUCACGUGGUCUCCAAGAGAAACUCGCUUCUCACCUGCAGCGGCCCAAGAAAAAAACGACUCUUGUCUUUGAAGGAGCCUCUGCACAGGCUGGGAAGGCCACAGAGCAGCCGCGAGCAGAGCCCCACCUCCUGAUAUACCUCCCGGAAUGGCUCUGGUGCUGCUCCAUCAGCAGGCUUCCCCUCUGGAGUCCGGCUUUCUCCGGGGAAGCCCAAGGGAGAAGCGCUCAAGGGCUGAAGCACUCUGCAAAUCCGCCGUGCCACAAGCAAGACCCGCUGGCCGAGAGCGAUUCCGGCAGUUGCCGGGCUCCGGGAGGGGGCGGGCUGCCUGUCCCUUUGCUGCUUCAGCCCUGCAUCCCUAAGAACCCCAGACUUCUCGCGCUGCACGUGUACCUCCAGGGAAAAGACGGGCUCCUUCGUGGCCAGCAUUCCCAGGGAGCCCAGCGUGGUGCUUUCGGGCACUUAGCACGGCGCAUGCUGGCGUUCCGGGGAGAGCGCCUGAAACGGAGCCACAGCUUGACUGCAGAAGCCACCCCACACUUGUGUCGUCUCGAGGUGUUCCCAGGAGGUGAGCUCUCACAGCAUGCUGGGCAUGAUCCGUGAGAAGCUCUUCCUCCUCGGGAAGCGCCCGCGGAUGUUGGUGUGGGUUCCUGGUGGACUGUGCCAGGGAGUUGAGGAGGCGGGAGGAGAGAGCUUGUGUCCCAGCGGGCACCCCUGAGCAAAAGCGCCGAUCGCCCCUUUUCUGUUUUUUUAAGCAUAGAUUGUCUAUUGAUCUGCAAAAGCCAUAUAUCUAGAAAUGACUGUGUUGCUACAGAGCAUCCGGAAGUUGAGGCAAAGGCAGCGUGGGUGCUUUGCCUCAGCUUCUCCAUCGCUAACAAUAUAGGUUUUAAGUGCAAUUUUUAUGAAAUAGGUGAAGAGAUUGUAGCUUACUCGACUCUGCUGAACUCCGGAACUUGCAAAGCAGCCAGUGGACUGGCACGUGCCAGUCCUUUUUCAGCCGUGCAAGUCCUUUUGGUGGCCGGCCUGCCCAGCUGCAGAUGGGAGCCCCCCCAAAUUAGCUUCGGCUGGUCCCUUGCCCUCCAGGGCCCCCUCCGGCAGCCGCACCUGCACACGUUCAUCGCGCACGUGCAGAGUGCCUCUUUGAGAGCAUGCCGUGGGGCAGCCCUCGCCCUGCGGGGAGCCGGCGAUGCACCGCUGCUCUGAAGACAGACUGAGCGGCCUUCCCCGUGCUGCCGGCGCCUCUGUUCCUCGGCCGUCUGCAGCACGGGGCAGCCAGCCAGCCUGGGUCGCCCGCGGAGCCUCUGCAGGGAGGCUGAUGCAGCCUCGCGAACUGAUUCAGAGCAGCCCCUUCUGUGGAGCAACCACCAGAGAUGUGCCCGGCCUAAACGCGGCCGUCCCUUCCGACGGCCGUGGGAAAGCCGGGCGGCUCGUCUCCGUGCGUCCGCCCCAUUAACAGGCCUGUGGAGCAGGGCCCCGCGUGCUGUGCGCCCCCAACCCCGGGGACGCCGCUUGCUGGGCGUCCCACGAGCAUCCCCGCUGUGGCCACGGGCGGGCCUCUUGCCACCGCCCUGCAGCUGGGCGAAGGGGCACGGGAGCAUCUCUCCCCCGGCCGGUUGCGCAGGCACGUCCCGGGCGUCAGCAGAGUCCCGCGACGGGGGCAUGGUAGAGCGAGUUAUGUGCCCUUCUGCAUGCGAACCGAGAACAGUAACCAUGUGAAACUGCAAAGGCCUUUCACCAUCCUGGUACGAGUGACCUAUUCUCUUUUCGGUAUGGAAAAAUGGGUUUCGAUUACCUCAGCUUUGUUGAUGUUUAACUGUGAUUUUUCCUUUCCUUUCUAAAUGUGGGGGGUGGUGGGGGAACCAAAUGGCCAAAAUCCUGAAGCUGUGACGAAAGGAUCCCGUCCGAGUUGUAUCAGGUGCCUUGCUGGGGGCGCCGUCCACGCGUGACCCAGACCGCAUGGGCCAGUGGCGCUGCGGUUCCUAGUGCUUCUGCCCUCGCUCGAAGGGAGCGGACCAUUUUGGUGAAAGGACUCUGGCCCUAGCGAAGAGUAUUUAGCGCACAUGGUUAAGUUCUGUUUUUGUGUCUCUUUAAAAAAAUAAACUCUUUGAGGACUAAAAAAUGGAGAAAUACUUGAUCCUGCCAGUGUUGGAAAAGCAACUACUGAUUUCAUUUGGGACUUGCUUCAAUGAACUGGCAGCAUUUUUAUACGGGGUGGGGUGGGGAUUGAACGCUUCUUUUUUUUUUACAAGGGGGGGAACUUGCAUUGCGAAGAAAUAUCUAGUUUUGGAAAUUCUGAGCUACUGUAAAACACAAAAAAGCACCGUUUCUAGCUGCAAAUAUUCCAAAUCAGAAGUGCCAUUAUGCUGCUCUUUCCGCGGUCGCCGCUGGGUGCAAGCGGCAGCGGGGCCAAGAGCGCGAGCGCGCCUCGCCUUCCGUGGAAGCGCAUUGGCGAGUCCUCAAGGGGUUUCCGUGCUUGCUGACCUUCCCAUUAGCAGCUUGUGUGGUUUCAUAUCACCCGAGAAUGAGUGUGGUCAGAAGUCGCUGAAGUUAUACUGCGGGGAGGGAGGGGGGGCGAUAAACUUGGGAAAGAGAACGCUUGCCAUCCAGACUGUGCUCUCGGUGCAGGCUUUGCGAUAAGGCUGAGAACAGCCGUCCUGCGUUGAGAUUCCUCCUCCUGUGACCCCCAGUUCAGCCCCGUGCGCUGGGCCACGAGUUAAAACGAGACGAUUCGGAGGGGCCAUGGGGCGUGCAUGGGGUCAGCGCCACAGGGCUUUCUGUACAGCAUUUCGCCCCACUGCUGCGCAGAACAGGGCGCAUCGCCCCGUCGCCGUUGUCUCGGUGGGGACGGUGCAGGAGAACUGUGCUCGGCGUCGCUCCUCGCGCGCUCUGCACAUGCUUCGGGAUUCUUCCCGGAGUUCGUUCUGCUGGCAGCACAGGUGGGAUCGGUGAGCUGAAACGUUCCACCGUGUUUUUUCAUCGGAGAUUUCUUUUUCCUGAAUUUUGCACAGCUUAUAAGCUCUGGAAUGCCAUCAGGUGUUCUUGAAAGGGAACGUCGUAAUUAGCAUAGAGCGGGGAGGAAAUACGUAAACUGUGAGUUGUUAGAACUGCGUUGCUAAAUCUAAUUUUAGAUGGUUAAAAAUGUACCUCAGAAAACUAGUAAGAAACUGCUUUGUCCUUUUCCCAGUGUGAAAGGCUCAUACAAUAAAUCUCCUUUUUGCCAGGUGCCAAAAUUAAUUUUUCAUACUAGUUUUCAAAGCAUUAAUAUUUGCAACGUUCAGUAAAAUGUGUUAUUUUUACAAACUCUACUGUAACUUCAGUUAAACUGAAAUGUGUGAUUGAAGCUUUUUUGCUUAUUCGUAUUUAUUACACUACUUGAUUCCGUGAAUAUAUAAAAGUACCUUUUCCCUUUAUUUUUGUAUUAUUUUACACGUUUAUAUCUGCUGUUUGUGAUUAUUAUUUUUUACACUUGUAACUUGGAUGCCAUUCUAAAAAACCAAUAAAUUAUAUCCGUCUGUGGA
Varanus komodoensis (Komodo dragon) is the source of this 10658-nucleotide messenger RNA. It is a transcript of the gene DNAAF9, whose product is annotated as dynein axonemal assembly factor 9. The record is from RefSeq and is a predicted model, not a curated record. NCBI's taxonomy places the organism in Eukaryota, Metazoa, Chordata, Lepidosauria, Squamata, Varanidae. The transcript is spliced from 38 exons. Bases 129 to 3794 code for a protein of 1221 amino acids.